Molecule: messenger RNA, 5655 nt
Organism: Ochlerotatus camptorhynchus
Lineage: Eukaryota; Metazoa; Arthropoda; Insecta; Diptera; Culicidae
Product: kinase D-interacting substrate of 220 kDa-like
Exons: 9
Coding region: 771-5513 (1580 amino acids)
Molecular function (GO): PDZ domain binding; protein kinase regulator activity
Source: RefSeq, a predicted model, not a curated record
GAGAAAAAAAAUCUAGGAAUAUUUUGCAAUCGCUCAUCUUCGCCUGCAUGAAUAUUUUUAUCGACUUUCGCCAUUCAAAAAGCCAAUCAAAUUCUUUGCAUUGUUUGCUCUCAAUCCAGGAUUACCAUUGUACGGAAUAAAUAAAUAGUUGCUGCAAGGUAGCGGUACCAUAGACGAAAAGUUCGAAUGAAAUUUUCUAACCUGGCCGCGAUUGAUGCGUGUGUUUAUGAAUCAGUGGAUGGAAAGUGAUCAUCAGUGAAAAUAAAGAAAGGAAAAAGCAUUGUGCAAGUGCUAUCUUUGCUGCUGUUCGAUUAUUAAAGUGACAUUGAAAACCCUAAAUACCAAGUGGAUAAAUACAUCGGUUUGAUUUUGAACCCGAGCUCAUAAUUCAUCCUCAUUUUCUCGAGUAUCCCUUGGUGAUUUGAUAAGGCGCUCUCAACUUCUGGCAUUGGUUGAGUGUGUUUCCAUAGAACCAGAAUGUGUACUAUAUUUAUCCUACAAUACCGUUAAUUGCUCGUAUUUACUAAUGUCUGUUAUCGUAAAUGUACAUUCGAAAGAAUUAUUUUUGGAGGUGAUUUAAUUGAAGUUACACAGAAAGUGGCUAUAUCCAUCAUAUAUCUCCCAUUAUCGUUGUUAUCCGGUGUAAUAAUUCCUGAUUCUGACUUGUGUGAUUAUGAGGAAUGACGGUAAUGACAAUCCGUGAGUUAGCAUAAUCUCAGCCGUAAAUACCAAAAAAAAAAUCAAAUUCUAUCGGAUUGAAAAGUAUUGGGAUGGAGCGCAAGGGAAGCUUCGGUCAUGUGAAAGCCUUGGUGAACAGCAUCCACGGUUCCUUCCCAAGCGCCGUUCUUUUUGACAAUGCGUUUCCAAGCAGCAACCCUUCAUCGUCCGCUACGGAGGCAACAACCAACGUUCAUUCUAAGCCCACCCGUGCUGAUGCUGCCUCACCGACCGCCGACACUACCAGUGAAUCUGGCCACGUUUCACCAAGCAAAAUGCCCUAUCGGCUUAGGAUACCGUCACUGGUAGUGACAGGUUCGCUGUCACCUUACCAUAUGAGCAGCAAUCCACCGGGAGCGGGCGAAAGUGACAACUCUCUCCGACGGUUCAGUUUUGCCCUCAUGAGACGUCACUCGAACACGGCAUUGAAUCGGUGCGAUUCAAUGGGCUCUUUGAGUCAUCGAGCUCUGCUUCAGUAUUUGGAAUCGGACGAUUUAGCUGGCCUCAAGUCAUUUCUCGGCACACGCCAACUGCAAGUCGAUGACCGUGAUGAGAAUGGUACCACCGUGUUAAUGAUCGCUAGUGGCCGUGGUGCCACGAGUUUCGUCAAGGAGCUGAUUGCACGUGGAGCAGAUGUCCAAGCACAGGAUUUAGACAACUGGUCCCCACUUCUGUUUGCUGCCAAAGCUGGCAACGUAGAUAUAGUCGAAAUCCUGCUCGAUAAUGGCGCUGACAUUGAACAUCGGGAUAUGGGUGGCUGGACCGCUCUUAUGUGGGGUUCUUAUAAAGGACACACAUCAGUUGUUUCGUUAUUGGUGCAUAAAGGAGCCGAUGUUCAAGCUCAUGGCAAUUAUCACCUAAACCCAUUGCUCUGGGCCGCAGGUCGUGGACAUACGGAAAUUGUCAAAGUGCUAGUUAAUACGGGCGGAGCCAAGCCUAAUGUGGGUGAUAAGUAUGGAACAACCCCAUUAGUUUGGGCAUGUCGAAAAGGUAAUGCAGAGAUCGUGGACACUCUUCUGAAAGCUGGAGCAAACGUCGAUACAGCAGGUAUGUACUCGUGGACUCCGCUUUUGGUUGCUGUUAGCGGUGGCUAUCAGGAAUGUGUUCCAUUGCUGCUGGACCGCAAACCGAAUGUCAACGCACUGGACAAAGAUGGGAUGACUGCACUAUCGAUAGCAUGUCGAGAAGGCCUCACGGAGAUUGCGUCCUCUUUGAUUGCCGCUGGUGCUUAUGUGAAUGUGCAGGACCGUGCUGGUGACACACCUCUUAUAAAUGCCGUCAAAGGAGGAUACCGCAAUGUUGUAGAAAUUUUGCUGAAGCGUCACGUUGACGUGGAUAUACAGGGAAAAGAUAGGAAGACUGCCUUAUACACCGCUGUUGAGAAGGGACACACUACACUAGUGAAACUGAUUUUACAAUCCAAUCCAGAUUUGGAGCUAUCAACUAAAGAUGGAGACACGCCGCUCUUGCGAGCGGUACGUAAUAGGAAUCUAGAAAUGGUGCAAAUGUUGUUGGAACGGAAAGCUAAGGUUGGUGCAGCAGAUAAACGAGGAGAUACAUGCUUGCACGUAGCAAUGAGAGCCCGCUCGAAAGCGAUUGUCGAGGCAUUGCUUAGCAAUCCAAAAUACAGCCAACUUCUGUACCGUUCAAAUAAAGCGGGAGAAACUCCAUAUGGUAUCGAUGCAAUGCAUCAGAAGACGAUUCUGGGACAAGUAUUCGGAGCACGGCGCCUUAAUGCGAAUGAGGACUCGGAAGGAAUGUUAGGCUAUGGAUUAUAUUCUUCAGCAUUAGCAGAUGUACUAAGUGAACCUACAUUGACAACUCCUAUUACUGUUGGAUUAUAUGCAAAAUGGGGCAGUGGCAAAAGCUUUCUUUUAGCUAAACUACGUGAGGAAAUGAAAUGUUUUGCCCAGCAGUGGUCUGAACCGCCAAUUCGAGCUCCAUUCUUGUUCUUUCUGGUUUGUCUUCACGUUGCACUGGUAAUUGGAACCGUCGUUGGUCUCACUACCUGGAGCUACAUCCUGGGUCUUACUACCGGAAUUUCAUUGUUGGUUCUCAUCUAUUUCAUUAAUUAUCUGUUUAAAUUUCUGGACAGACGGUAUGAUCUAGAAUGGCUUUAUAGUUUAAAUUAUGGCUUAUCGAAAAAGCUAGGAAAGCUUCGUUUGAUUCUACAAGUUGCAUUCUGUCAUCCACCCGGUCCGCAAAAUGAUUCCCAACCGAUGCCCGUACGGUUUCAUUUUGCAGAGGCCAGUGGUGCCGCUCCAAAUGGAGAUGCUGCUAUUGCGUUGAUGUUAGCUUCCAUAUUCGAUGCCAUCGAAGCUUACUAUGGAUCACUGGCGACCGGAUUGUAUCGUGCGUUUCGACCAAAGCCAUUGAAAGCUAGUGGAGGUUGGAAAUGGCGCCGUAUGUGCUGUGUGCCUGUUGUAUUACUUUUCGAACUGGGAAUACUAGGUGUACUUACUACUGCUUCGUUAUCUAUUGUCUACUCGGAGUACGGAAGUAGUGGAAGGGAUGAGAUUGCCGUCACCAUAUAUAUCCUUAUUGGGUUCCUACUAGCAGGCACAAUAGCUAAUUUACACGCGUGGUCAAAACUAAUUGGUGCAUUGUUUAUGUCGCAAGGAAAGCAUCUAAAACGUGCGUUCAACAACAACGAAGCUGCACCACUGACCGCCUUAGGUGCAGAAGUAAGCUUGAUGACGGACAUGAUUCGCUGUUUGGAUGCAUUUACGAAUCAACAGAGCCGACUAGUUGGAGUUGUGGAUGCUCUGGAUUCCUGUGAUACAGAACGCACGUUAACUAUAUUGAACGCCAUCCAAACACUGCUUUCAGCGCCACAACGACCUUUCGUGUUGCUGUUAGCCGUUGAUCCUCACGUUAUAGCUAAAGCCGCCGAAGCUAAUAGCAGGCGAUUGUUCACUGAAGGCGGCAUAGGAGGGCACGAUUUUCUCAGAAAUUUAGUUCAUCUCCCAGUUUAUCUGCAGAACUCAGGUCUCCGGAAAGUUCAGCGAGCUCAAAGUACUGCCAUGGCCACAUAUCGCCGGAUUGUCCCUGAUUCAACCAGAGAUGAUGAUUCACAUUUAGGACACUCAGUUUCUGCUAGAAGAUUGUCAAAUGCUUCUGAGAUUAUGUCCAGCCAAGAGAAGCUCAGAGCUAUGCCUGGAACGUCGAGGGCGGGAAGUAAAAAGUUACGUGUUUCAGAUUCGAUUGCAAGUUCUAUUGGAUCAAAUCUUCAUAAACUAGGUCAAAAUCCACCGGUAGAUUUAUCAAAGAUCGUCCUAACUGAUGACUACUUCAGUGACGUGAAUCCUCGUAGUAUGCGAAGGUUGAUGAACGUUAUUUACAUUACAGUGCGCCUAUUGAAGGCAUUCAAAAUAGAUUUUAGUUGGUACCGGCUGAGCUCUUGGAUUAAUUUAACGGAACAGUGGCCUUUACGUGCAAGCAUGAUUGUUUUGGAACAUGAUCAAGCCGGAGAUAACUUUGAAGAUUCCAUGUCACUACAGUCGGUUUACGAUAAGGUUCGGCCAAAAAUUGCUUGCCUGAGAGAAGCAGUGAAUUUACUAGAUCUCGACAGAGACGAACGCAAACUAGAUGCCUUUUUACAGUUGCACAAGUCCGAUCUUCUAGUAUCGGAUUUGCGAAUAUUCUUGCCUUUCACCAUCAAUCUAGAUCCAUAUUUAAGAAAAGUGUUAAAAGAAGAUCAGCAAGCAUUGGAGGAUGAAGGGAUCAUCAUUCCUAUUAAGAGCACGCUCCCCUCUAUGAAACCACACAGUUUUGUUCCGACUCGUCAUUCGCAUCAACAUAUCCUCCAUCCAACACCACAGCAUCCACCGAGUCUUCCAACAUGGGCUGGCUUCUAUAAUGCACCGCCCGCCAUGGCUAUGAUGAAUUAUUACAACCAAAAUCUGGCUAGUCUGAUGCAUCCCGAUAACAGCAGUUUGAAAAAGACCAACUCUACUAGCAUACUCAUCGAGCACGCCAAUGAUAAUCAUUCCAAUGGUACUUCUUCGCAAUCAGCGAGCACCAAGCAGCAUUUGAAGAAUCCCUCAUCUCGUGGAUCACCACCGAUCGAUUUUGAUAUCUCCAACAUUCAACUUGAUAAGCUUACCGCGGAAGAGCUUAUCGACUUGUUGGCUCGGGUUGGUGAUCUUAAACCGGCACUAGAUAAGCUGUCCCCCGUGUUAAGAGAAAAUGCAAUAUCUGGUCGCGUACUAACUUACUGCAGCUUGGAUGAGCUUAAAUCCGUACUUAAUCUUAGCUUUGGACACUGGGAAAUCUUCAAAAUGCUAAUUUUGCAGUUGAGAGAGAACAAUGCCACUAGAAAACAAGCCAAAACCACAACGUUCGCAAAAAGUGUCGGGGACAGUUUGGAAUUAACUGACAACAUACCCACAUCAACUCAGUCGUCUGCUCCACCAUCUGUUUUCCAGCCAGUGCGACAGAAAUCUCAUAUGGAAAAACAGGUGACAUUGGAAGAACAAAUGAUAUGCGGUGCCUUGCAAACCCUGAAUGAGGAUGCAUUUGAAGACGUAGCGGGCAGCGAGCGUCCCAGCCCCACUGGUGAGAUGUUUUCUCAGUACCUAGCACCAAUCCGUGAGAGCUCGGAAAUUGGUUCACCGCCGAGGCUUAGCUAUAACUUCACUAACCCCAAUUUACUCGAUCACCCGCCUGCCGCUAGUAGCGAAGAUUCAUUUCAGCAACGUUCUCAGCUAAGGUCUCACAGCUUGCACGACGAGUCUCUUUCCAGUGUUAUUAUCAUGCCGCACCACCCAUCAAACGUGGAUGAUACAAAACUAUAGGUGUAAUUCUGUUUUGUUCUUCUCAUUUUGUUAGUAAAAAUUUAUUCACUUCAAUAGACGAUCGACAGCGCGACAAAUAGAAAAUUAUCGAAGAAAGUUAUGAAAGCUAUUGAUUUCUAUAACUCUAGAACUUCCUUUUAGC